This is a messenger RNA of Saccharomyces eubayanus, 1362 nucleotides long. It is a transcript of the gene MLF3, whose product is annotated as Mlf3p. The record is from RefSeq and is a predicted model, not a curated record. The transcript has a single exon. Bases 1 to 1362 code for a protein of 453 amino acids. NCBI's taxonomy places the organism in Eukaryota, Fungi, Ascomycota, Saccharomycetes, Saccharomycetales, Saccharomycetaceae.
AUGUGUGUGUACAAGUCGAACUCGAACAAGAGUAACCCUUCCUUCAUUUUUGAAAGAACCGUGCAAGACGUAAACUCUAACGAUUUGUUCUUUGCACCCCCGGUUUCCGCUUCGAAUACAGCUCGUAGUUCGAGGUCCAACACAGCUCGUAGUUCAAGAUCCAACAGCUUUUACAACCUACAGACUGUUUCUCCUAUACCCAUCUCAGGCGGCAGGACGAAGAGCUCGUCAUCGAGGAAGAACUCCAACAAUGUUUUGUCUCCCCUAGAUAACGUGAUGCCCAACUCCAGGUCGGCGUCGAACUCCACCACCAGCUCGCUGGCACAUCAAGAGUACGUCUUGAACCCGAUCUCUGAUAUGCAUCACCAUCACAGUCGUCGUCGUACUUUGGAGAACUCGGUGGCCCCAGCUUUGGACGCAAGUUGCUCGAUAGUGAACGAUGAAAAUACCGACCUGACCGAUGUCGACAUGGUAUAUUCGAGAAGACCUUCUUCCACCAUCGGCUUAAAUCUGGCUUUAUUGGCUAGAACAAAUAGCGCCACCCUCCCAUCGGUCUCUUCGCCCGUUUCUCCAGAUCUCAAGCUUUCAAGAUCUUAUUCUCAUUCAGCAGGUGCUCGCCCAGCUCUAAAUAAUGUUAACAACACUGGAAUGACAACAGCAAGCGGCGAACCGAAAUCCAGAAUCCUGAGGUUUUACUCUUAUGUCGAUAUGUUAAGCGAUGAAAAACUCACACAAACAAAUAAUGCCCCCUCAAAUAGACCAUCUUUAAAAUGUCAGCCAAAUUCAUGCCCUUUUAUUCUCAAACAGCCUCAACCUCAACCUUCUUUUUCAUCAUCAGCAACAACAACAUUUUCYAAUCCUUUUACCAAAAGUACUGAAUUUCCAUCCGGUUCUCCUUACGUGUCUCCACAGCAGAAUGCAAGACGUUACUCUACCAAUGCCUCCAAAUCACCUCCGAAUCAGUCGUCGUCAAUACUGCUACAAAGAAAACCCGCUUUAUCAAACACAGAACCUACUACAAAUAUCGGGAGAAACCCUAGAUUUGAAAUAGAGUCAAGUGACAGCGAAGAGGAGGAAGAUUUAGCAAUGGACAUGUUAGAACCCUCAUUUCGCCCAGCUUCAUCCUUACGUUCAAGUGCAACUUGUUUAGCGAGUAAUCCAGAAAUAGCAAAUCAGGUGUCUUUGUCGUCAUCGUCGUCAUUUGCAACAAUGCCUAAAUCUACGUCCUUAUCGAACGAUCCUUCAUUCGUAUCGUCAUCUAAUACUUUAGCCUCAGAUAACGAAUUAAGAACUGAAAAAGUUAGCGAGGUGCUAAAGAAAAAAGUCUCAAACAGUGGAUUUUCAUCCGAUAUAAACAAUUAA